CAAAACAGUAGGGGGCGUAAAUCUCCGGAUCCUGCUCCCCUUUAGCCCGUCAAGCUGCAAGAUCCAAACCCUGACAUUGCGAAGAUGGUGGAGGCUGUUAUGAUUUAGCCCAGGCUGUAGAUAAAGCGCAUACUGCGAGUUUCAGAGCUCUGUUAUGACAACGUAUCCAACUAGUACAGGUUUAUGUCUCUGCAGGUGGAGGCAGGAGGUGUGAGUAGAAACCAUUAGACAUCAGCAGCAUGUACUCCGAGUGGCGUUCGCUGCAGUUGGUGGUGCAGAGUGACCAGGGCCAUCUCAGUGUUCUGCACACUUAUCCCACCAGUGUGGGCACAGAGGUGGCAAAUGCAGUGGUCAAGCCUCUGGGCACUGCUGUAAGCCCUGUCGCCACCGAGAACAUUCUGAAAACGGAUAAAGAGGUGAAGUGGACCAUGGAGGUACUGUGUUAUGGCCUGACCCUCCCUCUUGAGGGAGACACUGUCAAGCUGUGUGUGGAUGUAUACACUGAUUGGAUGAUGGCCUUAGUGUCACCCAGGGACUCAAUGCCUCAGCCUGUGGUUAAAGAGCCCAAUAUGUAUGUCCAGACCAUUCUCAAACACCUCUACAACGUCUUUGUACCAAGGCCCGAUCAGCAUAGUCUGAACCACAUCAGGCUUUGCCAGCAGGUUCUGACUGCGGUCCAGAAGUUGGCACGAGAGUCUGUUUCCAUGGUGAGAGAAACCUGGGAGGUGUUGCUGCUCUUCCUGUUACGGAUCAACGACACAUUGCUGGCCCCCCCACCUGCAGUUGGAGUGGGGAUCGCAGAGAAACUGGCAGAGAAAUUGAUGGCUGUUCUGUUUGAAGUGUGGCUGCUUGCGUGUGCCCGUUGCUUUCCCACGCCACCAUAUUGGAAGACAGCACGGGAAAUGCUGGCCAACUGGAGACAUCACUCUCCAGUUGUAGAACAGUGGAGCAGAGUGGCUUGUGCUUUGACUUCCAGACUUUUGCGGUUUACCCAUGGACCAAACUUCCCACCAUUUAAGGUUCCUGAUGAAGAUGCCAACUUAAUUCCCGUGGAGAUGGACAAUGACUGUGUGGCACAGACGUGGUAUCGCUUUCUUCACAUGAUCAGCAACCCAGUGGACCUGAGCAACCCUGCAAUAGUCAGCACCACGCCAAAGUUUCAAGAGCAGUUUCUCAAUUCGAGCGGAAUCCCCCAUGAAGUGGUAUCACAUCCAUGUUUGAAACAGCUUCCCCAGAUCUUCUUCAGGGCAAUGAGGGGUGUCAGCUGCUUAGUAGAUGCCUUCUUAGGAAUGUCUGUUGAAAAGAGAGACGUGCGGGAGAGGGUGUUCACUUUUUGUCCAGUGCAACUCUCUCAUGGUAUAUCACGUCCCAGGGCUGACAGCGCCCCGCCCACCCCAGUAAACAGAAUGAGCAUGUCCCCACCACCCUCCAUCGCCAACACUACUCCCCCUCACAGCCGCAAGCAGCGGCAUGCAGUGGUCACCAAAACUGCAAGCAAAAGUUCAACUGGCAGCGGCAGUCAACCAACCAAAGCAUCCCAGCAGCAGCAGCAGCAGCAGCAGCAAACAUCUUCCUCCCCUUUGCUUUCAAGCCCGAACCAGAGCAGUUGGGAGUCCAGGCCGCUGCCAGCCCCUGCACGGCCAAAGGUCAACAGCAUCCUCAACCUGUUUGGCCAGUGGCUUUUCGAUGCUGCUCUGGUCCACUGUAAGCUGCACAGCGGCCUCAGCCGAGACCCAAGCAUGACUGCAAUAGCCACUCAGGUUGGUUUGGAGCUGAGAAGGAAGGGUUCCCAAAUGUCCACUGACUCCAUUGUCCCCAACCCAAUGUUUGAUAUCAACGAAUUCCCAGAUAACUAUGAGGCGGGACGAGCUGAAGCUUGUGGGACUCUCUGUCGCAUCUUUUGUAGCAAGAAAACUGGGGAGGAGAUUCUUCCUGUUUAUCUGUCCAGAUUCUACAUGGUCCUGAUUCAGGGUCUCCAGAUUUCUGAUUUCAUAUGUCGACCAGUUCUGGCUUCUAUCAUUCUCAACUCUUCCUCUCUCUUCUGUACUGACCUGAAGGGCAUCAACGUCGUAGUGCCCUAUUUCAUAGCUGCUCUGGAGACUAUUGUACCAGACAGGGAGUUGUCCAAAUUCAAGGUAUAUGUAAAUCCUACCGAUCUGAGGAGAGCUUCCAUCAACAUCCUUCUUGCCAUGCUGCCACUGCCACAUCACUUUGGCAACAUCAAAUCAGAGGUGCUUUUGGAGGGGAAGUUCAAUGAGGAGGAUGGAUGGCCUCAUGACCAACCUGUGUCUUUCCUGUCGCUGAGGCUACGUCUUGUUAAUGUCCUCAUAGGAGCACUGCAGACUGAGACUGACCCCACCAACACACAGCUUAUUCUGGGUGCAAUGCUAAAUAUUGUUCAAGACUCGGCUUUGUUAGAGUCCAUAGGUGCACAGACUGAAACUGGCAGCAUUGAUGGGAGCCAAAUUACACAGAGGAGUCAGAGUCACAGUCGCACCAACAGUGGCAUCAGCUUUACCAGUGGAUGCAGCACAGAAGCCACCAGUCCAGACUCUGAGCGUCCUGCACAGGCACUGCUCCGGGACUAUGCUCUUCCAGAUACUGCGGCAGGCCUGCUGGUGCGCAGCAUCCAUCUAGUCACUCAGAGGCUAAACUCCCAGUGGAGGCAAGACAUGAGCAUUUCACUCGCUGCCCUGGAACUACUUGCUGGGCUUGCCAAGAUAAAGGUGGGAGUAGAUUCUGCGGAUCGAAAGCGUGCUGUUAGCUCUAUAUGUGGCUACAUUGUGUACCAGUGUAGCCGUCCAGCUCCUCUUCAAUCCAGAGACCUCCACUCCAUGAUUGUAGCUGCCUUCCAGUUUCUGUGUGUGUGGCUCACAGAGCACCCGGACAUGUUGGAUGAGAAGGAUUGUUUGGUAGAAGUGUUGGAGAUAGUGGAACUUGGGAUAUCUGGCAGCAAGUCCCGUCAGGAACAUGAAGUUCGUCAUAAAGGAGAGAAGGAGCACAACCCAGCUUCAAUGAGGGUGAAGGAUGCUGCUGAAGCAACUUUGUCCUGUAUUAUGCAAGUGUUGGGGGCUUUCCCUUCUCCCAGUGGACCUGCCUCCACCUGCAGCCUGCUGAAUGAAGAUACCCUUAUUCGCUAUGCCAGACUCAGUGCCACAGGAGCUAGUAAUUUCCGUUACUUUGUCCUUGACAACUCUGUCAUCCUUGCAAUGCUGGAGCAACCUCUUGGCAAUGAGCAGAAUCCCAGUCCAUCAGUGACAGUUUUAAUCCGAGGGACAGCUGGAAGACAUGCCUGGACUAUGCAGCUCUUCCAUCAACCGAGAGGAGCUCGGGCCAAUCAGAGGCAGAUGUUUGUUCCAGAGGGCCGUCCAACACCCAACAAUGAAGUGGGCAUUAAAUACAAUGUCAAGCAGAGACCUUUCCCUGAAGAAGUGGAUAAGAUCCCUCUUGUUAAGGCUGAUGUCAGUAUUCCUGACCUUGAUGACAUUGUCAGUAAAGAGGUGUGUUGUUUGGGCUGGCAGGAUGAUUCUAGAGCUACAAGCUCACUGAUGAGUAUUUAUCCCCACCUUGAAAUACAGCACGACAAGCUUCGAGUUCUGAUAACCAAGCAGAUAGAGUAUGAAAAUGCUUUGGAGCGACACAGUGAUGAAAUCUGGAAGUCCAAGCCUUUCCCAGAUCCACAGACAGACUGCAAGCCCCUUCCACCCUCACAAGAGUUCCAGACAGCGCGCCUCUUCCUCUCUCAGUUUGGCUUUCUGUCUCUGGAGGCACUUAAGGAACCUAACAACAGCCGUCUACCUCCUCAUCUCAUUGGCCUGGACUCAUCCUUUCCAGGAUUUUUUGAUGACAUCAGCUACCUUGACCUACUCCCCUGCCGACCCUUCGACACAGUCUUUAUUUUCUAUGUGAGGGCUGGACAGAAAAGCAGCCAUGAGAUCUUGAGGAAUGUUGAAUCAUCAGCCAGUGUCCAGCCCCACUUUUUGGAGUUCCUGUUGUCCUUGGGCUGGCCUGUCGAUGUCGGACGCCACCCAGGGUGGACGGGACACCUAGAUACAAGCUGGUCCCUAAAUUCCUGCUCUGACAGCAAUGAUAUCCAAGGGGAGGAAGCAGCUACUCCUGAGGACACCGGAGGUUCAGUGUUCAACGGAGAGAAGAAAGUUUUAUACUACGCUGAUGCUCUGACUGAAAUUGCCUUUGUUGUUCCAUCUCUAACAGAAAAUUCUGAGGAGUCAUCAGUGCACAGUGAUUCCACAGUGGAGGCAGACACCAACACAGACCUUAUGCCUGGUGUACUUAAACAACCUAAUCUAACAUUGGAACUUUUCCCCAGCCAUUCUGAGAACCUGGAGUCUGCAAAAAAGUUGAGUCCUUUGGUAAAGACAAAGAGGUCAUCAACUGGAAAGUCUUACCCACAACUGGGCCCAGAGACAAAGGUGUUUGUAGUCUGGGUGGAACGCUUUGAUGAUAUUGAGAACUUCCCGUUAUCUGAUCUCUUGGCGGAAACCAGCACAGGGUUGGAGGCUAGCAUGAGCAACAGCACUUCCUGCAGGUCAGGGUUACUAGAAAAGGACGUUCCUCUGAUUUUCAUCCACCCUCUGAGGACAGGACUGUUCAGGAUCCGGUUGCAUGGAGCUGUUGGCAAAUUUGGCAUGGUCAUUCCCCUUGUGGACGGCAUGGUGGUCAGCCGCAGAGCUCUAGGGUUUCUUGUGCGUCAAACAGUCAUCAACUUGUGCCGGCGGAAGCGUCUGGAAAGUGACUUGUACAACCCUCCUCAUGUGAGGCGGAAACAGAAAAUAACUGAGAUUGUUCAGCGUUACCGUAACAAGCAACUGGAGCCUGAGUUUUACACCUCACUCUUCCACGAGGUGGGGGAAGGAAAGCCUCACCUCUAAACCCCCCUUGUUCUGUCCAAACACUGGCUCACAAACGCACACAACACACAGUCUCAGUCUACACUGAUAAAACCAUUUACAACUGUGCUUGCACACCCAUUACCCGCACUCACUCACACACACACACACACACACACACUCUCAGAAUCUUUAUAUUUAUACUGUACUAUUUUGUUAUUUAUAUGAAUACAUAUAUCAACACUGUUUGCCUUUGACUCUGAGAUCAAAUUGUCAAAAACCAUGCCAAGGUGGAAAAAACAAUGCAUUUCUGUGUUGCAGCCACUCACUGGAGAUCUGAAUGGCUCAAUUCACCAGUGACUAUCUCUUCUCGUUUAGGGUCAUGCUUUGUGGCAAAAAAAUUUCCGCUUGUCUUUAAAUGCAAUACUUUAGUAACACUGUUGGCCUUUCUGAACUUGUACAAAAAAAAGUUUUGUCCAUUAAAUCCUGUGAGAUGAGUGAAUUUCAUGAGGCUUGGUAAUGCAGAGUUGUGUCCGAAAGCCUGAUCUGCAAAUCCAUUUUUGUUUCAAACAACUUUAUGCUUGGAUUUUUGCCAAGGAUUUGAACACAUAAACAUCAUUUAAUGGUUUGCAAUAUAGAUGGCUUUAAAAAAAGGGAAGUUGCUAACCAAUAAUAAUUUAUGACAAAUUGUCCUCCACAUCCAGACACCUGCUAAUAUCUGUAAUAGUCUUCCUAGUGUGAAUACACAUGUGGUCAUUGAAGCAGUAGACUGAGCUCACAGAUCUCAGAUGAGUUAAAGGACUCCUGUGAGGUAUUAACGGAUGAAGGUGUCAUUUUUGACACUUGUUCUCUGUGCAAGGCCAUCUUAUUGCACAACCACCACUACACUGUAUGUGUGUGUGUGUGUGUGCUUGUUCAGGCAGUCAUUUGACACUACAAGGAGUCAGGGAGUCCUAAAAACCCUGCAUAUGGUGUUUAAAAUUGAAUUUUGUCACUUUAAUCAAUGCCCUUUUUCUUCAGAAUUACUCAAGACAACUUGAGAGAGACUCUUAAUGCUUGAGUUUACUGAUGGGGAGAGCCGUAAUGAAGCUGCUCGAGUUUACAGGGCUAAUUUAAAAAGACCACAGACAGAUUUUAACGUUUUGAAGUCUGUGCCACUACCAACCAGAACCAUAGCACAGUUUGUGUCUUGCUCCUCCAAACUAAACACGAUGGACUCACGGGCCAAAAUACUCGAUGUAGCUAACAGCAUUAUAUAACUCUCAUUUUGGCUUAUUGAAGCUGUUUUUUUUUUUUUAACCUAAACAAUAUUUAACUUGUCAGCUAUGUUUUCAGUACAAUAACGAUCAGUUUUUGCCUUUAUUUUUGCUUAAAUCGUUUCAUUAUUGUUUAUUCACUGUACUUGUUACUGUCUGCCUGUAACAAUGUGAAUUUAUUUAUCGCAGAUAUGGAACAGGGCAAACACCUCUGAAUUUUUUGUUAUAUUGGAAAGUCUUAAUGCACUGAGCACAUUUUAUGUUGUUUUUUUCUCUUUGGUUACUCUACAUGACUUUUUGUACUUUUGUGCAUUUUGAAACAAAAACCCUGCUGAAGGAAGAGUUUUAUCUUGUGAAAUAUGAAUGAGGAGAUGGUGUGGAGUUUUUAACCUAUCAUGUCUAAUUGUGACUAACUUUUUAUGACAGUGCUGAAUGCACAUGCCUUUUUUGGAAGGAAAGUACAUUAAACAUGCUUCAAAGAAACUACAUACAAUCAGUCACACAUUGUAUCCUAUUACUCUGAUGUUUGAUCGUAUUUAAGGACUUGCCAUGUACAGAAGUGGAUGAUAUGUAAAUAUAUGAUAGUGUAAGGCACUUAGAAGUUGUCUGUUGCAUUCCUCACUUGAGAUGAUAAUGAUUGAGAUAAUGUAUGCAAUUAUGUGUGGGAGGGACGCAGUGAGUAUUGAAUGUAACAUGCAUCAAUUAAAACUAUUAUUGACAUUU
Molecule: messenger RNA, 6829 nt
Organism: Melanotaenia boesemani (Boeseman's rainbowfish)
Lineage: Eukaryota; Metazoa; Chordata; Actinopteri; Atheriniformes; Melanotaeniidae
Product: ral GTPase-activating protein subunit beta-like
Exons: 32
Coding region: 240-4892 (1550 amino acids)
Biological process (GO): activation of GTPase activity; regulation of small GTPase mediated signal transduction
Molecular function (GO): GTPase activator activity
Source: RefSeq, a predicted model, not a curated record